CACCUCACUCCGUCAGUCAUUCCCCACACUCUCCUCUCAAUCCCAAGUCAAAAAAGUUACUUUCUCUCUCCUCUUCUUCUUCCCAUGAACACCUUCAAUCUCUAGGGUUUUCUCCCCCAAAAUCUAGGGUUUUUGCGCCUUCCAUUUUCUCCUUAAAUCCCCCAUUUCUCUCUUCUUCAAUCCCUCUUUUCUCUCUCUCCAAUGGCGAAGACUCGCCCAGGAAAGCGGGACCUUGAUUCAUACACUAUUAAAGGCACCAACAAGGUCGUCCGAGUUGGAGAUUGUGUUUUGAUGAGACCUGCUGAUGUGGGCAAACCACCCUAUGUUGCUCGUGUUGAAAAGAUUGAAGCUGAUAGCAGGAACAAUGUGAAAGUUAGGGUUAGAUGGUAUUAUAGACCUGAAGAAUCUAUGGGAGGAAGAAGACAGUUUCAUGGUGCUAAAGAAUUGUUCUUGUCUGACCACCAUGAUGUACAAAGUGCUCAUACAAUUGAAGGGAAGUGUAUUGUUCACUCAUUUAAGAACUACACUAAGCUUGAGAAUGUUGGGGCUGAUGAUUACUUUUGUAGAUUUGAGUAUAAGGCUGCCACUGGUGCUUUUACUCCUGAUCGUGUUGCUGUGUAUUGCAAGUGUGAAAUGCCGUAUAAUCCCGAUGAUCUUAUGGUGCAAUGUGAGGGCUGUAAGGACUGGUUCCAUCCUUCUUGCAUGGGCAUGACUAUUGAAGAAGCAAAGAAGUUGGAUCACUUUUUAUGCUCAGAUUGUGCUGCUGAAGAUGAUCCGAAGAAAGGGGGCAACUCAUUCUCUGCAUCACCGCUAGCUGAUGGCAAGCCUGAUAACAAGCGGAGAAAGAGAUAAGAUCCUAGGAGGUGAUCUACAAACCUGGAGUUUGCGUUGUCUUACUCUAGCCGAACUUUGAAGUCACCUUGUAGAACUAACUGUGUUGUGAGAGUUGUAUUGUCAGCUGUGAACUUAAUGCCAUGCUUGUGCUCAAAACUAGCCUGGGGCUGUAAUUUUCUGUGUGUUUGUGCCCCUGAGCGGAUGCAUGUAUGACUUCUCUGUAAUUUAAAAUCCUGUGCAGAAGGAUAAUUCAGUUAUAGGCUCCUCUAGCCAUGGUUGAAUUGAUCAAUUUCGGUGCCAGAUUUUCUGCUGCUAGUGCCAAGUCUUCUUUCUGAUGGGCGAUAUCAUUGUUUAACCAUUUAACAAAUGGGGAAGUUCGGCAUUAGUUCAGUAAGGUAAAGUUUCUGGUUUUUUGAUGCAGCCUUCAGGUAUGUUGCCUGGAAGGUAGAAAUUUAGGCAUAAAUGUAGUAAACUAAGCUCUCCGGUUUUAGUUAGCAAUCUGGCUCGAAGUCACAGGAUGAGCAAAGCUGAAGAAGAUUGGAAGGAAACAAACGAAAUUAUUUAGUUGUGUGUAAUUGGAUAGCUUAACAAUUCCUUUCUGAAUAUAUUAGUUCUGUGAUUCCUUCCUCCCUUGAAUGUCAA
This is a messenger RNA of Chenopodium quinoa (quinoa), 1476 nucleotides long. RefSeq names its product chromatin remodeling protein EBS-like. Gene Ontology annotation, molecular function: chromatin binding. Bases 202 to 852 code for a protein of 216 amino acids. NCBI's taxonomy places the organism in Eukaryota, Viridiplantae, Streptophyta, Magnoliopsida, Caryophyllales, Amaranthaceae. The record is from RefSeq and is a predicted model, not a curated record. The transcript has 5 exons.